Messenger RNA from Rotaria sp. Silwood1, 1272 nucleotides. The record is from the annotation of a GenBank genome assembly. Lineage: Eukaryota; Metazoa; Rotifera; Eurotatoria; Philodinida; Philodinidae.
AUGGCUGAAAACGAAAAUAAUUCAUCUUUAAGACGAUAUAAUAAUAAUAAUUUAAUUAAUAAUGAUCAUAUUGAUGAAGAAAAUAAUCGAACAAAUUCUAAUCAUGAACAACUUAUACCUAUAUCAAUUGAAUAUUUAUCAACACCAGUAACUAUAUCAAAUAAACGUCGUCGUUGUUCAAUGACUAAUGAACAAUCUUUAUCAACACAAUUAUAUUCAAAUAAUCAAGAUUUUAUUUAUGAUAGAAAUUUUAAUUUAACAUCAACAAUAGGAACUCGAAAACGAUCAGCACAAGAUGAUCUAGUCACUUUUACAACACAUCAAUUUCUUCAUGAACAGGAACCAUUUACAUAUAAACGAGCUCGAUAUGAAAAUUCAAAUAAUAAUAAUAAUAAUAAGAUUGAAUUAGAAAAUCAACCACCACAUUUAACUAAUAAACGUCGAUCUUUAUUCUUUCAUCAACAACAACAACAACAACAACCAAUAGAAGAUAAUUUAUUAUCAACAUGGAAUAAUCAUCAAACAACAAAUGAUAUAUCAUUAUUUUUUAAUAAUAUUCCUUCAUCAUUAUUACAUCCAACAACAUAUCAUCGAACAAAUAGUAUACCUAAUCAUGAACAUAAUUUAUCUAAUCAAUAUUCAUCAUUAUUAACUGAACAACAACAACAUUCAUCUAUAUUUCCUAAUUCAUUAAUAACAUCAAAUCAAAAAAGUACUAUAUCAAAAUCUUCAAAAACAAAUAUACGUUUAAAUAGUUCUAGUCCAUUACGUACAACAAAUUUUUUAUUUGAUAAUAAACAACAAACAAUUAUACGAACAGGAAAUAUAUCACCAGCACAUUCGGAUUCAUCAACUGAAUCAACAUCAACAUGUUCAUCUGAUGAACAAUUACAUCAACAACAACAACAACAACAACAACAUCAUCAUCAUCAUUAUCAUUUAUUUCAACAACAACCAUGGCGUUCAUAUCGUGAACGUGAAAAUUAUGAACAAUUAUUAGAUUUAGCAGAAAAAUUAUCUGAUCCAAAUCGUUUUAAUAAAGUUGAUAUACAACAAUUUUUUUCUUAUCGUUAUAAAAUACCAAUAAUAACAUCAACAAUAUUAUCAAAACAAACAGCAUGUGUUAUUUGUAUGUCACAUUUUAAAAAUGGACAACAUAUUCGUGUACUUCCAUGUCAACAUGAAUAUCAUUCAAAAUGUAUUGCACGUUGGUUUGCAAUGAAUUCAUCAUGUCCUAUUUGUCGUCGAGAUAAUUUUCUAUCGACUUGCUAA